CGAGCCUUCGCUGCCAUAGAAACUCUGAAACUUGGGCGCAACAGUUUGAGUAGUUUAAAGAAGAUUUUAGCUGAUAACGCUACUAUUUUCAUCUUAAAACAAAAAUCAAGUGCGGGAUAAAUUGGUGCUUUCUAAUCUUUAGCCUGCACUGAUCGUUUGUAUUGUGUGAUUCCAGGUGUACCUUUAUGGUUCAGCAGACUAACUAUUUCAACAGAAGAUGGCCAACCCAGCAAAUUACCCUGAAAACAGAGCUGCAAAAAAUUUAAGUGAACGAGGUGGUCAUAAAAAGGAGCACAUCCAUAAUGAUCGACAUCAUAAGAGUCAUUCCCGUCCUCACAAAAAUCAGGACGAUGGCAGCAGAAACUCCAGAGGAAGGGACUACUCAGAACGAAACAGGGACCCAGAGAGAGAUGUGAGGAGGGAAAUGCAUGAAGGGAAGAGAUCUCGAGUUAGAGAUCCCCACCACCAUGGACAUCAUGUGAGGGAUGAUGAGUACAGAAUGGAAAGGGAAUAUCGUAAAGGGGAGAAUCGAGACUAUCACUACAAACAUGAGAGAGAACAUCAUUCACAAACGUAUGAAAACUCAUCACAUAGCAAACACCAGCCAAAUUACAGAUAUGAAAAAGAAACUCCACUACCAGAUGAUGGUCAAGUUUACAGACAUAAAAACCAUACUGAAACUGUAUCACCUGAAUAUAUCAUAACUGAAGACAAAAGAUCUGAGAUGCAUUACUUCAAUCAUGAUGAUUCAGAAGAAAUUCUAAAUUGUUACAAGUGUCGUUACCUCUGCACAAAUCGAGGUAUAGUUCAGAUGUUGGAGGCCACAUUAAAUAUGCUGGUGUUGGUGUGUGUGGUGGCAUCAUACAUUAUUCUCUCAGGAUACAGCAGUAACGGUGGAUUGGCAACAAGCUUCUUCAGCAUCAACAGCGAUUAUUCUCCACUUGAAGGGGAACAACUGAAGGAAGUGCAGAAACUUGAUCGAGAGUUUAUUGUAAUGAGAGCACCUGAACUCUACACAGGCAUUGGUGUUUCCAUUGCUCUGUUUGCCAUCACCCUGGGUAUUAUGAUUAAGGGUGCUCAGGUUUUACAUAACAUGUCCCUGAAGUGGUUGAUACUUGAACUAAUAUUCAAUAUACUGGCAUCUCUAGGUUAUGCAGCAGCAGUUGGCGCUUACUUGUAUUUUGUCCUCCAGAUUAAUGCUACUGAUGUUUGCAAGAGGAGGGAGCUUCUUUAUGCCAGGUAUGGUCUGAACUGGAUGAAUUGUGAUUUAGCUGGAUCGGAUGCUGCAGCUGCCUGCUUUGGCAUACUUCUUGCUAUAUUUUAUAGUGUUAGUGCAAUACUGGUUGUACAAUUUUACCGAAAGGUGAAGAAACAAAACAAAGAUACUUCACAUUCUUAAUAUAUGUAUUAAUUCCACAGAAGCUUCAUAGUUGGUAUAGCUGGAAAGGGCACAGAAUAAUAUGCAGCAGCAUAUAGAAUACAGAGAUGUGAUACAAAGCCAAUGUGAAAUAAUCAUCUGGGAAGGGGCACCUUAGCUGACCUAACAGAAAGGGGAAACUUGAACCAGGCUUCAUCUUUAUUCAGUAAAUCUUACUGCACACAACGGAAAUCUAAAAUAGAAUUGGAAUGCUGCAUUUGGCAAAGUUCAAUGUAGAAGUUUAAUUAUUCAAAAUGUCAAGUUGGACACAGCUAUGCCUCAACUCGAAUCACUGCAUUUUAGAGGUGGUGAUAAUUUGGAAGCUGAUGGGGGAACAACUAAAAAAUUACAAGUCUAACUUUUAAGGGGGUAGUAAUCAUUACCUUUAAAAAGUCUAGAUAUAUUGGGUUGUGGGCAACGUAUAAUCAGAAUCAGGUUUAUUAUCACUCGCAUGUAAUGUUAUGCUAAAUAGAAAAACAACAAUCAGGGCCAGGUACUACAGUCUCUUGAAACUGCUAUUAAAACUGUGGAUGAUCUGAUUGUUGGCCUCCUGACUAUACCUCCCUGCCUGAUCCUCAUGACCUUUAAUUUCUCCUUUAGUCCAAUAAUCAAUCUAGGCUGAAAUAGAUUUUUAAAAAAACAGCGGUCAAUAUCCCUUCCACAAGAGGUUCUUCCUCAUUUCAUUCUUAAGUAGCUCACCACUUAUCUAGUAUACACCUCUGCUCUAGAUAAUAAAAUCUCUUUCCGAAAUUAUUGAAUUUGAGAUAGAAACAGGUAAUUUAACCUAACUUGUCCAUACUGGCCAGUGGGUACCAUUCUGUAUUAAUCUCAGUGAAGAUUGCCCUCUUUGCCAAAAUGAUUCAGGGUUCAUCUAGGCACUUAAAUGCUGUCAGCAACCCAGCUUCAAUAAGACUCUUAGUCAGUGUAGUCUACAUACUUGCCACUCUCUGGGGGAUGAAGUUCCCCUCACUGUCUCUAGAACUCGUCCCCAUUACGCUCAAUCAAUGUUCUCUAGUUGUCUACCCUAGUAUAAGGAAAUGUUUCUUGCAGUCUACUUUAUAAAAAAAAAGCCUUAAUAUGUUAUUUUCCUCAAACAUGUUCCCUUUUAAGUGCCUGUGCUCCAAUCCCCACUCCCCCUAUAAUGAAGUACUCCACUCCAGGCAACAGUGUAAUGAAUGUCCCCUGCACCCUCUCCAGUGCUAUCACAUUCUUCCUAACCAAAACUGCAUGCUGUACUCCAAUUGUGAUCUGACCAAGGUUUUAGCAUAACCUUAUGCACUCUGUGCCCCACUAAUGAAGGUCAAUGUUCCACAUACCUUCCCAACCAUGCCAUCUAUCUGCAUUGCCAUCUUCAUAUUUAUAUUGACGUACUCCCAAGUUCCCUCUGUUCCUCAACGUUCCCAAGGACCCUACCGAUACUAAUAGUUAUUAGUAUUGCCAAAACGCAUCAUCUCAAAUUGGUUAUUUUAACCCCAUCCUAGCAAUACACAUC
Mobula hypostoma (lesser devil ray) is the source of this 2909-nucleotide messenger RNA. Its product is annotated as MARVEL domain-containing protein 3-like. Gene Ontology annotation, cellular component: membrane. The coding region runs from base 218 to 1399 and encodes 393 amino acids. The transcript is spliced from 4 exons. Lineage: Eukaryota; Metazoa; Chordata; Chondrichthyes; Myliobatiformes; Myliobatidae. The record is from RefSeq and is a predicted model, not a curated record.